AUGAAUAUUCUGUUUACCCUUCAUCAUAUAUGUAAUACAAGUAGUAUCAGCAUAUCCAAUGUAUACUCUAACAAUGCUAUGAACUGUUGUCUGUUACCAGUAGCCGGAAAUUGUUUUAACAUCAUCAUGCUUCUUAUUCAAAGUUAUAUUUAUUUUGAAAACAGGUAUGUUUCAAGAUAUGAGAACAUCCUUGUAUUCAUUUUGCUAAACUCGUAUAAUAAACUACUUAUUUUAGUUAGUAUGAAUAAAAUCCCUUCAAGACAACAAGCUGAAUCAUUUAAAAAGUUGAAUUCAGUCCGAAAAAUAUUUGACGUGAUGAAAAUCUAUUUGAAAUCUAAGGUUUAUGCUACCAAACAGCAUUCAUAA
Heterobilharzia americana is the source of this 366-nucleotide messenger RNA. NCBI's taxonomy places the organism in Eukaryota, Metazoa, Platyhelminthes, Trematoda, Strigeidida, Schistosomatidae. The record is from the annotation of a GenBank genome assembly.